Molecule: messenger RNA, 1275 nt
Organism: Perca flavescens (yellow perch)
Lineage: Eukaryota; Metazoa; Chordata; Actinopteri; Perciformes; Percidae
Gene: gmnn
Product: geminin DNA replication inhibitor
Exons: 7
Coding region: 111-803 (230 amino acids)
Biological process (GO): negative regulation of DNA replication; negative regulation of cell cycle
Cellular component (GO): nucleus
Source: RefSeq, a predicted model, not a curated record
UUAUCACGUGACGGAGUAGGCGUAUUUAAGCCCCUGGCGCGAGAUUCUCGGAGAACAGAAUAGCAGUCUCAACCACAAGUUGUUUGUUGCAACGGUCUCUUGAAGAAAAAAUGAGUAUCAUCGGAAAGCAAAAACACAGCCAGCAGAGGUCUAAUGAGAAUAUAAAGAGCUUUUUUACACCAUCCCAAAAGGCAAUGGGACCCCCCAGGCAAUCUCUACAGGUCCUCCAGCUCUCAGCUGGCAAAAUAAAUUUGGGAAGGUCAGCUCAGGUGGGAAAGGUAAUUCCAAAACGCAAACAGUGGAGCACAGAACAAACUAGAGGUCCAAAGAGGGUGAAGGCUGAAGUUAAAUCAACACAAACUGAAGAAACUCAGUGUUUGACAGAUGGCAUGUCCAAUGAAGCGUAUGAACUUAUGGUCGUAGAAACUGCUCCUUGCUCCUACUGGAAAGAAAUGGCUGAAGAGCGUCGGAAGGCCUUGUACAAUGUUCUACAGGAGAACGAGAAGUUACACAAAGACAUUGAGGCCAAAGAUGAACAGAUAACACAGCUGAAGUGUGAAAAUGAAGAGCUGCAGGAGCUGGCACAACAUGUACAGUACAUGGCUGAUAUGAUUGAGAGGCUGACUGGAAAGAGCCCAGACAAUCUGGAGGAGCUGCGGGAGAUUGCUCUUGAUGUGGAUGAGCAUGAUGACCGUGAAGUGGCAGGUCGAAGUGAGGAGGAAGAAGACUCGGAUUACAGCCAGAGUCCUUCAGAGGAAGAGACUUCAGACCAUGAACAAGGACCCUCAGGAGAGCUGGAUUAACUGACCACUUUUAUUUCAUGGGACUUUGAACUGGUUGUACAGGUCAGCAGAUUUUAGCUACAAGAUGUUUUGGCAGCAACAAGUGGCCAUCCAUUUGACUGAAUUGGCCCUUUUUUUUUUUUUUUUUUUUUUUUUUUUUUUUUUUUUUAAUGUAAUUUAUGUACUUCAAUAGUUUUUCAACACCUGCAAUUUUAGUUUUACACCUUGAACAGAUUGGGGCUGGUUGUAUUUUCUUAGGUUUUGCUGUAUUAAGUAAAGAGGUGUUUAAUACUUAACUACUUUUCAGACAUUUCUACAAGACCGGAAAAGCACAGUGUAAUUUAAUGAUGGCUGUUUUAGUUUUUUGCAUUCACUGCCAGAUGUGGUCUUGAGCAUGUCCUUGAAGAGUUAGUUUACACUGAAAAAUUGUGCAAUGUUGUAGCUCCAAUGUGUACAUAAGCCUAAUGUAAAAUAAACCCUUUUAAAAACUUUC